Molecule: messenger RNA, 585 nt
Organism: Adineta ricciae
Lineage: Eukaryota; Metazoa; Rotifera; Eurotatoria; Adinetida; Adinetidae
Source: the annotation of a GenBank genome assembly
AUGUCUGAAGUGUCACUUUACGUGGACAAGCCGAUUUGCUCUAUUACCGGAUCGAAAAAAUUGACUUAUCAGGAAUUAUUUCAAGAAUUAAAUUCUAUCGCUGUAUCUCUGGGUAUUGUAUGGAAACCUGAGCGAAUCAUGCCUGACUUUGAAGUCGGUUUAAUUCCCGCAAUAUCGACCAAGUUUCCUGAAAGUAUCCAUUCUUGUUGUUUCUUUCGUUAUCAGCACAGUCUCUAUCGUCGCAUUCAAUCUCUCGGUUUAGCAGCAGCCUAUUCAAACGAUGAAUUAGUUCGCAAUUACUGCCGCAAAUUGAUGGCCUUGGCGCUCUUACCUGUUGACAAAGUCGAAAGCUCAUUCUAUCAUUUACGUACAACAGUGGAUUCGACAGUGAAAAAACAACUUCGAGGUUUAUUUAUGUAUUUUGAUAAUUAUUGGAUUAAUACUAUACCAGUUCAGAUGUGGAACGUUCGCAAUUGUCCUUACAGAACGAAUAAUAUUUGCGAAGGCUUUCAUAGCAGACUAAAUCGACGAAUCGAACGCGCACAUAUGGUCCUUUAUCCGGUGUAUUCUGGGCGAGGAAACUAG